This is a messenger RNA of Paraglomus occultum, 452 nucleotides long. Lineage: Eukaryota; Fungi; Glomeromycota; Glomeromycetes; Paraglomerales; Paraglomeraceae. The record is from the annotation of a GenBank genome assembly.
UGAUGGAAAUCGGUGACCUUAGUAAGGAAGAAUCAAUGGAAUACCUGACUAAAAAGCGCAAGAUCAACGAAAUAGAAGCGAAAAAUUUAUAUGAAUUGGUUGGUGGUCGUAUUGUAGAGUUGAAAACUGUGGCAGAUGAUUUUGUGGCUGGACAAUCCUUCGAAAUCAUUAAACAGCAAAUCUUAACUAAAGUCGAGAAGAAAUUCCAAUCUGCACAACUCCUCGAAAAACAAUCACAUCAUGAAGUAGGAAAGGAAACAAUCAGAGCUUUAUUAGACUUUAAAGAGUUGAGCUUUGUUACGUUUAUGAAAAUUUUCAAUAAUUAUGAAGAAGCCAGUAAAGUAUUGGAGGCCAAUGUAUUUGCAUAUCAUCCAGAAAAAAACACCGUGACCUUUCAGUCUCAAUCGGUGAAAUACUAUAUUCAAGAAAAUGCUAAUAUAUUCAUUAAAUAG